ACUGUCCGUCCGUCUGUCGGCUGAGGCGGGGCGCAGCGUCGGCAGGAGAGCGUCCAGAGCUACGACCACGCGGCGGCGCAAAUAGCACCUGACGCUCUGCUAUCCACGCAUUCGUAUGGACAUACUGAUGGAAGCGAGGCAUCAGACAGCUGUUAACUCAUCAUUAACCACUGUCAAGGAGCAGAAUAUAGCUUGAAGGUUGUAAUACGCGUUGGCAGACUCCACUAUCUCGAAACGGUGGUUGAAUCUACGCAGUGAAUGGAGUGCUGUUUUGGUUCUGUUUUACUGGGGGACAAAGGAUCAUCAUAAGAAUGUCUGGGCACUAGUGGUAAAAAGAAAGUUCUGAACCACCGCACUUGUUAUCACACUCUCGUUUCUUCAAAGGACAACGUUGAAUUUGGACGGGUAAAGUGACAAUCGUCUGGAAUGUCACGUACGCACGUCAUGGCAAAAUAUCCGCACGUAAACAUUUAUGAAGAGUGAUUUUGUAGUUGGUUCGUUGUGACGGGGAGCUACGUUCUCGUGUGUGUUGUGACGUUCGUAGUAGUGAAGAUGUGCCAUUGAGUUGCCUCUGCGUACGAAACGAGCAGACACUAUGAGCACGUCGGACGUGGAGGAGGAUCGCGAGAUCAACGUAGACACGGACAGCCGAUGCAGCGGCGACGACGACAGCUACCGCAGCAGCGACGGCUCGUCACCGCCCCCGCCGCCCGCGCACGCGGCGCCGCUGCCGCCCCCGCCGCCCCCGGCGUCCUCGUCGCCGCCGCCGCAGCAGUCGGCGCCGUCGCUGCCGUUCAGCAUCUCGCGCCUGCUGGGCACGGAGCCGGCGCUGCCGCUGGCGCUGCCGCCCCCGCAGUCGCCGCUGCCGCCUCCGCAGUCGCAGCCGCCCCCGCAGCCGCAGUCGCUGUUCCCGCCGCUGGUGCGCGUGCCGGCGGCGCUGGUGUACGCGGGCGCGGCGGGCGUCAUCCGCGUGCCGGCGCACAGGCCGCCGCCCCCGCCGCCCCCGCACGCGCACGCGCCGCCCUUUCCCUGGCUGGACGCCGCCGCCCUGCAGCGCAGCGCCGCCGCCGCCGCCUUCGCCUCCCACGUCGUCAAGGAGCGCCUCACAGCGACGUUCCCGAUCACGAGGCGGAUCGGCCACCCGUACCAGAACCGGACGCCGCCCAAGCGCAAGAAGCCGCGCACUUCGUUCACGCGGCUGCAAAUCGCCGAGCUGGAGAAGCGCUUCCACAAGCAGAAGUACCUGGCGUCCGCCGAGCGCGCCGCGCUCGCCAAGACGCUCAAGAUGACGGACGCGCAGGUCAAGACCUGGUUCCAGAACCGCAGGACCAAGUGGAGGCGGCAGACGGCGGAGGAGCGCGAGGCGGAGCGGCAGGCGGCCAACCGGCUGAUGAUGUCGCUGCAGGCCGAGGCGCUCAGCAAGGGCAUGUACCCGCCCCCACACCCGCCGCCACCCCCGGGGGCGGACGCGCCCGGCGCGCUGGCGGCCGCCGCCGCGGCUGCCGCAGCCGCCUCCGUGUCCGCGGCCGGACAGCCCCCGCAGCCGCCCCCGCACCUGGCUGUCUCCACGGCGGGCGGCGCCGCCUCCACGACGGCGCUGAGCGCGCUGCAGAACCUGCAGCCCUGGGCUGGCGCAGAGUACGGCGUGCACCCGCCGCCUCCGCCCCCGCUCGCCUCACCCAUCUGCUAGGCCGACGACCCCGUCGAACGACUCCUACUCAUCCAGUGAAUCUCGACACAUCGACAAUCCCCAGAUAUCUCUGUCGCGCGGCCGAUGAGCGUGGCGACUGCUCUGGAUACGACAUCCUCACUCAGCAAGACACCCCGAUGCUCCAGCGGCAAUCGACGGAGAAAAAUUACAGAAAACAGCCUUCGCCUAUACCUGUCUCUGCUAUAUGUUCGUGAUUGAAGUUGGACUGGCGUAACUGACUCUACGUUUUACUAGCGGGAAACAACCUCACAAUUCUAUGAGCGAAAGAACACUUUCACUAACGAGACAGACUCGUAACCUCCUCAGAUUCUGUUUGUCCCGUAGUAUUACGAGCUUAUAUCGCCAUACAAAGCUUUAGCGCACUUCUUACUGCUAUGCUCUGAUUCAAGAGGACACCAGUCUUCUAGCUUCAUAACGUCAGAGUGUUCACAUCAUACUGCAAUAGUAAUUCGCAGUACUGUGAAACUUUAACAUAAGAGCCUUAAAUUCCAAACAUCAGAAGCGUGAAAGACGAUCCGCUUCUCGUAGAAAUGUAAUGUAUCUACACGUCACCGUGACAUACAAAAUCAAGAAUGGACCGAAGAACUUAACGAGGAGUUUUAAAAAAAAUGAAAUAGCGUACGCUGAAACCGUACACUAUAUAAUUCCAUGGGUGUAAACGCUCGGUCACUGUUACGCGGCAAAGCCCAUAAUCAAGGGUCGGGAAUAACUGUGAUCCUCCAGGACCAACAUGUGUCACAGUCGUUAGCGAGGAGCGACGCAAAAACCAACUCAUCUGGGGAACUCUUGUGCUCCCACGAUGCACCUGAGACCGCAUGUGUGUGUGUGUGUGUGUGUGUGUGUGUGUGUGUGUGUGUGUGUGUGUGUGUGUUUGUGUGUGUGUGUGUGCGCGCGGAUGCGAGAACGGGAACGAAGAGAACCCCCCAAGAGUGAUGAAAACAUUCACAAGAAAAGGAUUUCGAACGAUUGCAAGGAAAUGUAGUAGUUAUUUUUUGCUUACGCAAUUCCGCUGGAGGAGCUGCAAUCAGAGAGGUGCAGGAACCGUUAGCUCUAAUGCCCUACUGGCGUAUAACUGGCAAUGGUGAGAAGAACAGGCUUGGGAAGGAACCACACAUGUGCUCUAAUUUACUCCAGAUCCACUACGAACAAAGUUAGUACGUCGUUGGUGUGCCUCGGUGGGAACGCUUCAGUGAAGUGAGGAGUGUGACGAACGAUAAUGAGACAGCUCAGGACGUAACCGUGUUCUUACAGACCUCUGAUAAGACAGUUUCGUCGCUAUGUACAGUACACAUGUCCUAUGUUAUCAAAUGUUUCCGUUUAUUUUGUGUGUGACGUUCCUACACAUUUUUGCUGUAAAUUACGAAGCACGACCUCUACGAAAUGUUUCCGUAAGUUUUUUUUUAAAGGAGUUUCCUUUAGGUUUCAAAAGCUUCGUAGCAGAAGCUGGUGACAUAGAACGAAUUAUACGACUGAAGGUAAAGUUCCGCUGUUCUCAUUUUUGUUUAUGCUUACAGUGUUUCUGUAGAGUUUAACUUCCAUGAGAGUCAUUUCACCUACGGAGAGUAACAUCGAUUAUACAUAUACUUGUAAUAUUUAUGUACAUUUUCAGACAUAAAUAUCGAGACCACAGUUAGAAGUGACUGCCGAAAUAAAGUAGCACGUAACACUGCAUAUUUUG
Messenger RNA from Schistocerca gregaria, 3389 nucleotides. RefSeq names its product T-cell leukemia homeobox protein 3-like. Gene Ontology annotation, molecular function: DNA-binding transcription factor activity, RNA polymerase II-specific; RNA polymerase II cis-regulatory region sequence-specific DNA binding. The transcript is spliced from 3 exons. Gene Ontology annotation, cellular component: nucleus. The record is from RefSeq and is a predicted model, not a curated record. Gene Ontology annotation, biological process: animal organ development; regulation of transcription by RNA polymerase II. The coding region runs from base 596 to 1690 and encodes 364 amino acids. Lineage: Eukaryota; Metazoa; Arthropoda; Insecta; Orthoptera; Acrididae.